This is a messenger RNA of Exophiala aquamarina CBS 119918, 342 nucleotides long. RefSeq lists its product as uncharacterized. Lineage: Eukaryota; Fungi; Ascomycota; Eurotiomycetes; Chaetothyriales; Herpotrichiellaceae. The record is from RefSeq and is a predicted model, not a curated record. The transcript has a single exon. The coding region runs from base 1 to 342 and encodes 113 amino acids.
AUGGGCUCAGUCUCACUCCCAGCGACUAUGCGAGGAGCACAAUGGGACCCGAAACAAAGUCGAGUCGUGGUCAAAGCAAUACCUGUCCCAACACCAAAACCAAACCAGGUCCUCGUCAAGAUAGCCAGUGCUUCCUUGUGUCGCAGUGACAUCUUGGCAGUUGAGGUACCUGGCCGUCAAGGUUCCUUCAUCCUGGGUCAUGAGAGAGCCGGAUUCGUCCAGUCAAUACGAUCGGCAGUGCCCAGGGGCAGAAUUGACUUUAAAGAUGGUGAUCCUGUAGGAUUUUUGUACAUCAAUGACUGCUGUUUCGAAACUUUCCGUCUACAGCACUCGGACUUGUGA